This is a messenger RNA of Hypoxylon trugodes, 2324 nucleotides long. Its product is annotated as permease for cytosine/purines, uracil, thiamine, allantoin-domain-containing protein. Gene Ontology annotation, cellular component: plasma membrane. Lineage: Eukaryota; Fungi; Ascomycota; Sordariomycetes; Xylariales; Hypoxylaceae. The record is from RefSeq and is a predicted model, not a curated record. Gene Ontology annotation, molecular function: transmembrane transporter activity. The coding region runs from base 692 to 2239 and encodes 515 amino acids. The transcript has 3 exons. Gene Ontology annotation, biological process: transmembrane transport.
UGCUGUUUUAUCGGCUUGCUCAGCGACGUGAUUUGACCCUAAAUGUCAGUGGGGGUCUAGGGAAUGGAUGUUGAAAUAUAGCGAGGCCUUUAGGGGGGUAGGUACCUAUGCGUAGAUUGACUUGUUAGUAAUCAUGUUGAAAGAGAACAUGUUCCUACCUAUCUAGCCCAUAGCGUCAAUUCAUGAUAAGACACAAUGAAGAUUCAAGACAAUACAUAGGCAUAUAAUAAAUCUGCGUGGCCUAGGCUUUUCUGUUCUAAAGUAGGGUAGGAUGGUCACGAUCCUUGGAAUUAUAACAUUCCCGAUAAGUUGGGACUUGUUUGCUGAAGAAAAAUAACAACGAAUCGGGGGCUUCUAGGCGACGUAACCGUAUGAUUGGGACGCUAAUCCUGCCAAUUUGGGGGUAACUUCCAGCACGGAGAUGCUGGGGUUGAGCUCCCCCAAGAGUCGUGUAGCCAAUAGUAUGGUGCUACUACACCUGCACAAAGUGCGCUAUAGCUCGGGAAUUAGGUACCGGCACGGCAGGGUAGCAGUUGGAAUCCACUAGAGUUACAACGUUUAGCGGCGUGAGUAAUCACCUCUCAACUCUCCGUGGGGGAUUUGGGGUGUUUAGAGAGAUAUGGCCUCUAGGAUCUAGAAUCCGGAAUAAUGGUGUUUGAAAUACUGCGGCUAUCACUAGCAAGAUUAUACCAUGGCCGAAGCGCAUGUCAAAAAAUAUGAGUUGAGUGAAGCACCCAAAUCAUUGCAGGAUGUCGGCGCGGGAACUAAGGAGUUUCUAUCUUCGACGACGUGUGAAACUAGCGAAAUUGAAGACCAAUUCAGCGCACCAAAAUCCUCAUUCUGGACAAAGUUCUCCGACAAUGGCGUCGAGAUGCGCGGUGCAGAACCGGUUCCGGUUGAGAAACGAACGGAUACCCGAUAUGUUAACGUAUUGACUGUUUUCGCUACAUCAAUGACGAGCUUGUUACCUAUUGGGAUCGGCUCAGCAACGACUAUCGGAUAUGGCUUGUCGCUAAGAGAUGCCGCGUUGAUGAUCGUCUUCCUUCAAUUCUUAUUCGCAAUCCCCGCGGCGUAUAUCAUCACCAUUGCGCCGCUGACGGGGAUGAGGCAGAUGAUUCAAUCUCGAUAUUGCUUUGGGAAAUACUGCAACAUCUUAACAUCCAUCGUUGUUACGCUUACAGUCGGAGGUUUUGCCGUCACCGGAAGCAUCAACGGAGCACAAUGCCUAGCGGCUGUUCGCCCCGGAACACUGCCGGUCGAAGCCGCUAUCGCCAUAAUCAUGGCUGCAUCAUUGGCUAUUGGAUUUAUGGGAUAUCGCAUAAUGCAUUUCUUCACGCGAUGGGCUUGGAUUCCGACGCUGGUCGCCAUUAUUAUCCUUGUUGGUGCUGCAGGCGAUCAGCUCUGGCAGCAAAAUCCUCCACCAACUCAAACAACCGCUCAAGAGUACAUGGGCAUUGUGGCAUUCGCUGCCGGGAACAUGAUUACGUGGAGUAAUGUCGCCGGCGAUUACGCAUGCUACAUGCCGCCAACAGCACCGCGUUUCCGUCUAGCCAUGUAUUGUCUCUUCGGUAUCGCGCUGCCAUUUUCACUCCUAAUGGUCUUAGGCGCUGCUAUCGGUGGUGCUGUCUUCUCUAUCCCCGCAUGGACUGCUGCGUAUGAGACUGGCGGCAUCGGAGCUGUGAUCGGAAACAUUUUGAUUACUCGAUUAGGCGACUUCGGCCGGUUUGUCCUCGUUGUACUAGGUCUUUCUGUCCUAGGGACAUGCGGUAGGGACGUUUACACCAUAUCCUUUAACCUCACCGCCGUAGCCCCUUUUCUACGUAGGGUACCCCGCAUCGCCCUAUCCAUUAUUGCUACAGCAGCCAUCAUCGCCGUUGCGAUUCCCGCCUCGAAAUCCUUCGUUACGUCCGUGACAACCUUCCUCAGCAUCAUUGGUUACUACGCCGGGGCCUCGGUGACUUGUUUUUUAACUGAAUAUCUGUGGUUUCGAAAGGGCAAUCCCCAUAGCUUUGACCCAAAAAUUUGGAAUAAUGGGCGGGCACUGCCGACUGGUCUAAGUGCACUUGCGGCCGUUCUGAUUGCGUGGGCAUUUAUUAUCCCCUCAAUGCAAGCAGAUUGGUACACAGGGCCAAUAGCUGAGAAGACGGGGGAUUUGGGGUUCGAAUUUACCGUUGUCGUGGCGUUCUUGUCCUACAUUCCUAUACGGUCGCUAGAAAUCAGAAUUCGGGGACGACUGUGAGCGCUAGGUUCAGUAUAAAGGCACUGUGGGCGCGCUAUAUCGUUUUAAAUGGGGGUUUAAAUGAAAAUCGGUUCGUUUAUAAUUG